This is a messenger RNA of Rhineura floridana, 6425 nucleotides long. Its product is annotated as zinc finger protein 420-like. NCBI's taxonomy places the organism in Eukaryota, Metazoa, Chordata, Lepidosauria, Squamata, Rhineuridae. The coding region runs from base 144 to 3656 and encodes 1170 amino acids. The transcript has 6 exons. Gene Ontology annotation, biological process: regulation of DNA-templated transcription. The record is from RefSeq and is a predicted model, not a curated record.
AGGGGUCUCAUCAUCCGGGAAGAGGAGGAAGAGAGAGCAAAGAGGCCCUUGAGAGCUGCUCCCUACGAAACGUGCCUCGUGGCGAAAGCUGUGGGAGUCCCAGAGCUGGCCUGGUUUACUCCUCUUCCCUCAGGGGCUGCACCAUGGCCUCAGAGGCACCGUCCAGAUUGUCUCUUCUCUGGGAUAGAGUGGAAAGAGCAGCUGGGCAGCCCCAUCAGCAUCUGUUGCCCUUCCAGGAUCUGGUGACCUUUGAGGAGGUGGCUGUGUAUUUCACGGAGGAGGAAUGGGCCCUGCUGGAUCCUGGCCAAAGAGCUCUGCACAGGGAAGUCAUGGAGGAGAAUUAUGAGACGGUGGCCUCUCUGGGAUACAUCUGGGGGGUCAAGGCUGAGGGAGAACCAUCCGAAGUAUCACUGGGAAAAGCUGAGGAGCACGUGCAGGAGCAGAAACUGAGGAGUCAAGAUGGAGCAAAGAGACAAGAGGAGAGACAGACUCACACAGGGGACAAACCCCAUAAAUGCUUGGAGUGUGGAAAGAGCUUCAGUCAGAGUGGCGAACUUACUUCGCAUCAAAGAACUCACACAGGGGACAAACCUUAUACAUGCUUGGAGUGUGGAAAGAGCUUCAGUCACAGUGGCGACCUUACUUCACAUCAAAGAAAUCACACAGGGGACAAACCUUAUACAUGCUUGGAGUGUGGAAAGAGCUUCAGUCAGAGUGGCGAACUUACUUCGCAUCAAAGAACUCACACAGGGGACAAACCUUAUACAUGCUUGGAGUGUGGAAAGAGCUUCAGUCACAGUGGCGAACUUACUUCGCAUCAAAGAACUCACACAGGGGACAAAACUUAUACAUGCUUGGAGUGUGGAAAGAGCUUCAGUCACAGUGGCCACCUUACUUCGCAUCAAAGAACUCACACAGGGGACAAACCUUAUACAUGCUUGGAGUGUGGAAAGAGCUUCAGUCAGAGUGGCAACCUUACUUUGCAUCAAAGAACUCACACAGGGGACAAACCUUAUACAUGCUUGGAGUGUGGAAAGAGCUUCAGUCGGAGUGGCGACCUUACUUCGCAUCAAAGAACUCACACAGGGGACAAACCUUAUACAUGCUUGGAGUGUGGAAAGAACUUCAGUCAGAGUGGCCACCUUACUUCGCAUCAAAGAACUCACACAGGGGACAAACCUUAUACAUGCUUGGAGUGUGGAAAGAGCUUCAGUCACAGUGGCGAACUUACUUCGCAUCAAAGAACUCACACAGGGGACAAACCUUAUACAUGCUUGGAGUGUGGAAAGAGCUUCAGUCACAGUGGCCACCUUACUUCGCAUCAAAGAACUCACACAGGGGACAAACCUUAUACAUGCUUGGAGUGUGGAAAGAGCUUCAGUCAGAGUGGCAACCUUACUUUGCAUCAAAGAACUCACACAGGGGACAAACCUUAUACAUGCUUGGAGUGUGGAAAGAGCUUCAGUCGGAGUGGCGACCUUACUUCGCAUCAAAGAACUCACACAGGGGACAAACCUUAUACAUGCUUGGAGUGUGGAAAGAACUUCAGUCAGAGUGGCCACCUUACUUCGCAUCAAAGAACUCACACAGGGGACAAACCUUAUACAUGCUUGGAGUGUGGAAAGAGCUUCAGUCACAGUGGCAACCUUACUUUGCAUCAAAGAACUCACACAGGGGACAAACCUUAUAUAUGCUUGGAGUGUGGAAAGAGCUUCAGUCAUAGUAGCGCCCUUACUUUGCAUCACAGAACUCACACAGGAGACAAACCUUAUAAAUGUUUCGUGUGUGGAAAGAGCUUCAGUCACAGUGGUGACCUUACUUCACAUCAAAGAACUCACACAGGGGACAAACCUUAUACAUGCUUGCAGUGUGGAAAGAGCUUCAGUCGGAGUGGCCACCUUACUUUGCAUCAAAGAACUCACACAGGGGACAAACCUUAUACAUGCUUGAAGUGUGGAAAGAGCUUCAGUCAUAGUGGCAACCUUACUUUGCAUCAAAGAACUCACACAGGGGACAAACCUUAUACAUGCUUGGAGUGUGGAAAGAGCUUCAGUCAGAGUGGCAACCUUACUUCGCAUCAAAGAACUCACACAGGGGACAAACCUUAUACAUGCUUGGAGUGUGGAAAGAGCUUCACAUCAAGUGGCAACCUUACUUCAUAUCAAAGAACUCACACAGGGGACAAACCUUAUAAAUGUUCCGAGUGUGGAAAGAGCUUUAAGUGGAGAAGUGCCCUUACGGUACAUCAGAGUACUCACACAGGGGACAAACCUUAUACAUGCUUGGAGUGUGGAAAGAGCUUCAGUCAGAGUGGCAACCUUACUUUGCAUCAAAGAACUCACACAGGGGACAAACCUUAUACAUGCUUGCAGUGUGGAAAGAGCUUCAGUCACAGUGGCAACCUUACUUCGCAUCAAAGAACUCACACAGGGGACAAACCUUAUACAUGCUUGGAGUGUGGAAAGAGCUUCAGUCACAGUGGCGACCUUACUUUGCAUCAAAGAACUCACACAGGGGACAAACCUUAUACAUGCUUGGAGUGUGGAAAGAGCUUCAGUCACAGUGGCGACCUUACUUCACAUCAAAGAACUCACACAGGGGACAACCCUUAUACAUGCUUGCAGUGUGGAAAGAGCUUCAGUCGGAGUGGCCACCUUACUUCGCAUCAAAGAACUCACACAGGGGACAAACCUUAUACAUGCUUGGAGUGUGGAAAGAACUUCAGUCAGAGUGGCACCCUUACUUUGCAUCAAAGAACUCACACAGGGGACAAACCUUAUACAUGCUUGGAGUGUGGAAAGAGCUUCAGUCACAGUGGCAACCUUACUUUGCAUCAAAGAACUCACACAGGGGACAAACCUUAUAUAUGCUUGGAGUGUGGAAAGAGCUUCAGUCAGAGUAGCGCCCUUAUUUUGCAUCACAGAACUCACACAGGAGACAAACCUUAUAAAUGUUUCGAGUGUGGAAAGAGCUUCAGUCACAGUGGUGACCUUACUUCACAUCAAAGAACUCACACAGGGGACAAACCUUAUACAUGCUUGCAGUGUGGAAAGAGCUUCAGUCGGAGUGGCCACCUUACUUUGCAUCAAAGAACUCACACAGGGGACAAACCUUAUACAUGCUUGCAGUGUGGAAAGAGCUUCAGUCACAGUGGCAACCUUACUUUGCAUCAAAGAACUCACACAGGGGACAAACCUUAUACAUGCUUGGAGUGUGGAAAGAGCUUCAGUCAGAGUGGCAACCUUACUUCGCAUCAAAGAACUCACACAGGGGACAAACCUUAUACAUGCUUGGAGUGUGGAAAGAGCUUCAGUCAGAGUGGCCACCUUACUUUGCAUCAAAGAACUCACACAGGGGACAAACUUUAUACAUGCUUGGAGUGUGGAAAGAGCUUCAGUCGGAGUGGCCACCUUACCUUGCAUCAAAGAACUCACACAGAGGACAAACCUUAUACAUGCUUGGAGUGUGGAAAGAGAUUCAGUCAGAGUGGCGACCUUACUUUGCAUCAAAGAACUCACACAGGGGACAAACCUUAUACAUGCUUUGAGUGUGGAAAGAGCUUCAAGUGGAGUAGCGCCCUUACGGUACAUCAAAGAACUCACACGGGACAAACCUUAUAUAUGCUUGGAGUGUGGAAAGAGCUUCAGUCAGAGUAACACCCUUACUUUGCAUCACAAAACUCACACAGGGGACAAACCUUAAAAUGCUUGGAGUGUGGAAGGAGCUUAAGCAGAGUUCAACUCUUUCUGUGCAUCAAAGGAUCCACACAGGGAAGCAAAGCUACCAACAGGAUUUUCUGGGCUCAGUACUCUAUGCAGAUUGGGCCCUCUGCUGCUCUCCUCAAAGACACAAAUUUGCAUAAAAUGUACAUACGCUUCGUGUCAAAUGCACAUUCCUAGCCUCUUUUGCAGAUGUGAGUGGAGGAUGAAAAAUAAUCCAGUGGGAACACUCAAAUAACAGCUGGUAUAGCAUAGUGGGGAGGAGAGCCUGGCUGGGAGUCCAGAGUCUCUGAGUUCAAAUCCCCGCUUGUGUCUCCUGGGUGUCAAGGGCCAGCUAAAGAUCACCCCACAGGGAGUGGCUCAGGGGUUAUGUGCCCUGCCACCUGUGCAGCCGUGGGCAAGCUGCAUAGUCCCACGGAGCCCAGUGGCCCCCCAGCUGGCAGUUGUGGACAAGGAAGGGGCUGGCUUGUGCAGUGGGGAGGACUAUCCUCAGAGGGAGGCAAUGGUAAACCCCCUCUGAAUACCGCUUAUCAUGAAAACCCUAUUCAUGGGGUCGCCAUAAGUUGGGAUCGACUAGAAGGCAGUCCAUUUCCAUUUCAACAUUCCAAUAAUAAGAUAUCCAACAGAAAGAAUAUCAACAGGUGAAGCUUUCCCCAUAAUUCUAUACUAUAAAAAGGCAGGUAUUAAUUCGCCUGCCACAUUAUUAUAUAGCCAUGAGAGUGGCUGUAUACUAUAACCAGCAUGGAUUUUUCGCAUUCCGCAAUGAUAAAUUGAAAAUAUCCCCCACGUCAUUCUGAUGCUUCCCAUAAGUUCAUUUCAAAACAAAACCUUACAUAACUUAUAGUCCUGAACUCAGAAACGCUUGCUUAACAAUCCUUUAAGUUUUCAUGGCAAUACACAAAACAGUCAGAGAAUCAAGAGUUCAAAAUAUGAAAUGAGGAAAAAAAAAGACCUGGACUUUUUUCUGUCAGAGAUCUCAUAAUUUGAUGACAUUAAUUAAAAAUCAGCCAUGUUCACAGAGUACCUGUAAUCCUUUUCCUGACAUUGCCCCAUUCUCUGAACUUCAUCUUCUGCAGUUUUAAAAAUAAAAUGCCUGGCUGAUUUUUAAUUAAUUUAAGAAAUUUUACAUUGUUCUGAAUGAUAAUGUCGGGCAUGCUCAGUAAGAACCAGCUGUCAGUGUUCUAAAAGCCAGACUUGCAGCUGAAACGUUUUUAAAGAUGUUUUGUUAUAAUGUAUUUUAAGUCUGUUUUAUGAUGUUUUAGAGUUUUUGGUGCUUUUGUUUGCUGCCCUGGGCUCAUUCUGGGCGGAAUGGCGGGAUAUAAAUCAAAUAAAUAAAUAAAAAUGGGGGCAGUGUCAGUGAUGUCCUCUCCAGUCAAAGGGAUUGGUACAAGGGGAACGCCUCCCUCCCCAUGGACAGGGAGUAGGGAGCAUAUCCAACAGUUACUCACAUUAUAGAUGGAAGCAAUUCUUGCUGGAUUUAAGCAAGCUUGCAUGCCCCCCCUUUGAUAGGGAGAUGUUCCCUCUAACCAGUAUUGGGGAUAUCUCUAUAUGUUUGUUUACCAUGAUGUAACUUCCUCAAAGGAUGGGGUUAUUUAUUUCUUCCUCCUCCUUUGUUAGGGGAUAUUGAUCCUUUUUGCAUAUUCUACAUUAACCUCUAGCAGAGGGAACAGGCAGACGUUCCUUCCAGGGGCAUCCUCACCAAUGACUGAAAAUGGAAUGGGCCCUUUAUAAAAGAAAUUGAUGCCAAAAACACUGGGAUGUGUUAGAGACACUUGAGAACAACAUUUAGGAACAAAAACCAUUCCGAUGGGAUUUUUAUUAAUCCUUUAACAACCAAAAUGCCCUGCGGAACAGAAUGAAACAGCCCGGAAUGGCGACUUCCCAGCGAGCCAGACCUCCCAAAUUCACCAGUCCCACAUGACUACAUGGGAUGCAUGCGAUAAGACACAAAACGUCCACGAAACCACGUUCCGAUAUCCGUUCCAGGCUAUAAUACGCUUUUACGUAAAACAGCCUGGAAUGGCGACUUCCCAGCGAGCCGGACCCACCAAAUUCACCAACCACACAUGUUGCUGCCUCUCCUUUUGUUGAGAAAUGGGAGAUAACAGGAUGACCCAGAAACCUCUGGGGUGAUCAGCAAUACCCUUUCUUGCUGUUUGUAGGUCCACUAAGCAGCACUAUUGGUGCUGCUACCAGGUUGCGAAGGGCUGGUGAAUUGGGGAGAGAGAGAGAGAGAGAGAUUGGAGGGGCAAGUCGGCUGCCUUUUACUCAUGGCCUUUCUGCUGUAGGUAAUGAGAGAAGACACAACUUGCUGCCACUGAGCCCCCUCCCCAGUGUAAAUAUAGCAUACCUGGGCUGCUGCCUUUUUGGUCUGAAAAAAGAAGGGAUCAUCCUGUCUCUGCAGAGACCAGCAGAUCUUAUAGUGCUCCUAGUGGGAAGAAGAGUAAACUGCAGCUAUUCUCUAGCACCAAAAGCUACCUGUAGUUGCAUUCAAUACUAGUAUAGCUUACUACAAAAACCUUGCUAGGAAAGAAAAACAAGAAUGUACUAUACACAUUUCACACACAUACCUCAUUAAUCAUUACUAGAGCUGCCAACUAAGUAAUAAUAUUAAUUGGAGCAAUUUGUUUUGCAGUUAAAUUUGCAUACUAUCAACAUUUCAUUCAAGAUGUUUUGUGUAGAUGCCUGUAUAAUUUAUAAAUAAAC